Messenger RNA from Limulus polyphemus (Atlantic horseshoe crab), 6188 nucleotides. Its product is annotated as Down syndrome cell adhesion molecule-like protein Dscam2. NCBI's taxonomy places the organism in Eukaryota, Metazoa, Arthropoda, Merostomata, Xiphosura, Limulidae. The transcript has 27 exons. Bases 214 to 4989 code for a protein of 1591 amino acids. The record is from RefSeq and is a predicted model, not a curated record. Gene Ontology annotation, molecular function: protein binding. Gene Ontology annotation, cellular component: axon; plasma membrane. Gene Ontology annotation, biological process: cell-cell adhesion; axon guidance.
ACCGCACGUGAGAUCGCGCAACUAACAUAACAGAUAUCUUCUCUUAGCUGUGCAUUAGUUUGUUUUUAAUAGCUUCAAAAGGAUUUCUUUUCGCUAUUUAUUAGAUGUGCAAGAUCAUCAGGGAAGGUCUUUACAAACUGAAACCAUAACCUUGUUCUAAUCUCGACUCUACACUGUUGCUGUGGAAACGGUGACUUCUGUGAAUCCACCGCGAUGAUAUUGUGGUGGCUUCUGGUAACAAUCAACUGGGGACCAGUUUAUGGUGAAAACCACCAGCCAGCUCUACGAUUUGUGAUAGAGCCUCCAUAUCGGGUUGAUUUCUACAACUCCAACGGGACUGUUAUUCCUUGUUCCGCAUCAGGAGAGCCUUUACCUAUCACCGUAAACUGGGAGUCACAUGAUGGUGCGUAUGUGACAAAUAUUACGGGACUCCGGAGCGUUAGGCCGGAUGGCAAGCUCGUUUUCCCACCGUUUUCAGCCAAGGAUUACCGCCAGGAUAUCCACGCCACCACGUACAGGUGCGUACUGUCCAACUCCGUGGGAAAGAUAUCAAGCAGAGACGUUCAUGUUUUAGCAGUGGUUCACCAGGAUUACAAUGUUCAGGUUGUAAAUGGAUAUUCAAUUCAAGGUAACAUAGCAGUAUUGAGGUGUAACAUUCCGAGUUUCGUUAAGGAUUACGUCACAGUGACAUCAUGGAAGAGAGGGGACAAUCUGAAGAUUAUAUCUGAUUUUGAGACAGGAGGACGCUACCUGGUCUUUCCAACGGGGGAGCUACACAUCCAAAAUGCUUGUGCUAAAGAUGGAUUCACUACUUACAGUUGUACUACAAGAAAUAGCAUGAGGGGAGAAGUGAAAUCCAGUAGAUCGUUUGGCAAGUUAGUGGUAUCAGAUGACAAAAGUAACAGGCCGCCAAGAAUCAACCACAGUCAAACUCGAGUGGGCAUUGAGAUUGGUCAAGAUGUGGUUCUUCCCUGCGCUGCACAAGGAUUUCCUCCUCCAAUUUACAUGUGGUACCGGUACACAAAUGACAUUUACCCUAAGACGGUCCCUGUAGUUUAUGAUGCUCGUUUGGUUAAGAUAGGAGGAUCUUUAUUAUUACGAAAAGUGACACCAGAGGACUCGGGGAAAUAUGUUUGUUUGGUGAAAAAUAAUAAUGGACAAGAUAAAACAGAAAUAAACCUGACAGUAAGAGAGAACCUUCACGUCAGUGUAGUUCCUGUGGUACACACCGUUGACGUUGGCAAGUCUGCUGUCUUCCAGUGCAACGUUUCGGGACAGCCAGUGACUUUUCUCACGUGGAAGAAGGAUCACGAGCACCUAACACACAUAAACAGGAGAGUCCAUUUUGUGUCCGAAACAGUUCUUGAAAUACGUCAUGUCCAAAGACAAGAUAAAGGUCUUUACCAGUGCUUUGUGUGUAAUGACAAGGAUUGUGCUCAAGGGACAGCUGAACUCAAACUAGGAGAUAUUACCCCAAUAUUAAAGGAAUCCUUCAGAUCUGUGACCCUGGAACCUGGAUCCAUCUUAUCUCUGAAGUGCAUAGCAUCCGGAAACCCACUUCCUGAAGUCCGAUGGACCCUGGACGACUAUCCUAUACCUGGACACAUUCGAUUUUCCGUGGGUGACUUUGUGACUUCCAAAGCAGAAGUAGUAAGUUACGUUAAUGUUACGCACGUCCGGGUAGAAGAUGGUGGCUACUAUAAAUGCCAGGCAACAAAUGACGUUGGAAGUGUCUUUAACCGAGAAAAAAUUAAUGUCAUUGGACCACCGUUCGUCCGACCGAUGAAGAACACGACAGCUGUGGAAGGAAGAACAUUUUACACAAGAUGUCCAGCUUCAGGCUAUCCUGUAGAAGAAAUUAGCUGGGAACACAAUGGCAGACGAAUACCUUACAAUCACCGCCAGAGGGCUUUCAGUAAUGGAAGCCUAAUCAUCAGAAAUGUAGACCAGCGUAGUGAUGAAGGAGAAUAUUCAUGUACAGCACGGAAUCAAAGGGGUCAGCGAGGUCACGGAAAAAUGUUUGUCGACGUCUUAAUUCCUCCUAAUAUUGAGCCGUUUACCAUCCCAACGGGGUUAGAGGACGGUUCUCGAUCUAGAAUUCUUUGUUCCGUUACCAAGGGAGAUACACCCAUCCGAAUCUCUUGGUUAAAAAAUGGAAAAGCAAUUCCUCCACAUCUCGGAAUCAUUGAAUCAGCAAUCGACGAAUUUUCUACGUUCUUGACAUUUCCACAACUUCAACUGAAACAUGGUGGCAACUAUACUUGCGUAGCCAAAAAUAUCGCAGCAUUAACCAAUUAUACUGCCCGAAUGGUAAUUUAUGCGCCACCUAGAUGGAUAAAUGAACCCAGGGAUACCUCGGCGAUCUUAAAUAGUGACGUCAUUAUUAAUUGUCAAGCUGAUGGAUUCCCCAAACCAGGAAUAACUUGGAGAAAGUCAAAAGGAUCUGUUUCCAGCGAGUACGUCUCCUUACGCACAAAUGCACACAUCAAUGUCGUAACGAACGGUUCUCUAGCCAUUCGGAAAGUCGAGAAAGAUGAUGCAGGUUUUUACAUGUGUCAGGCGAUCAAUGGCAUUGGGCCCGGAAUCAGCGCAGUGGUAAAGCUGCGUAUAAAAGUGCCUGCCUACUUUGUAAAUGAAUUUAAAGCAGAAACGAUUCGAAAAGGUCACCUUCUUCAAAUAACAUGUCAAAUAUUCGGCGACCACCCUUUGACGGUCCAGUGGAAAAAAGAUGGAGAAAAUUUAGACUUCCGGUUUGACAGAAGAUAUGAUAUUACUCAAUCGCUAACCAAUGAUGGAAUGAUGUCACAACUUCAAGUACUAUCGGCGGACAGAAGAGAUUCAUCGCUAUUCACUUGCUUAGGUUCCAACAAUUUUGGGAGCGAUGAAAUGAACAUACAAAUCAUUGUACAAGAACCUCCAGACAGGCCAUCCAACAUCAGAGUAGAGCAGGUGGAAAGUAGAAAGAUAACGUUGUCCUGGUCAGCCCCUUACUCAGGAAACAGCCCAAUCACACGCUAUAUUUUGAUAUACUGGAGUGAAGAAGAUCACGAUCACCAAAAUAGGAAGGAGAUGGUAAUUCCAGCUUCACAGACUAACGUGGUGGUGAAGGGUUUACUUCCGGCUACUGAAUACCACUUCCAUCUAUUGGCUGAGAACGCUGUGGGUCGGAGCGAUUUAAGUGAGGAGAUUACAGCAACCAGUAAUAUAGAAGUACCUGGUGGUCCUCCUCAAGACGUGAGGGUGGAGGUUCUAGGAUCACAACUAGUGAGAGUAACAUGGAAGUCACCUGAACCUCACCUUACUCAUGGUCCAAUAAAGGGGUAUUAUGUGGGCUACAAGGUACAUAGGUCAUCCGAAGCUUACACGUACAAAACGAUGAACGCGAAUUUUCACGACGAAAAACUAACCUGCUUUUUGAAAAAUCUCAAAAAGCUAACUCGGUACAAAAUCAUCGUGCAAGCGUUCAACAUCAAGGGGGCUGGUCCGCCCUCUGACGAAGUUUUAUUUGUCACUUUAGACAAUGAUCCGCCGACUGCUCCCAAGCUUAAAGUGGCCUCUGUAUCGUUUACAUCCAUCCAAGUCACAUGGACUGUGCAGAGGUCCGAUAAUAUACCAAUUUCAGGUUUUAUUUUAAAUCACAAACGUGAUACCGAGAACUGGAUUAAGACACGCCUUCCUGAUGAUUCUCGGAUGUACACCUUCUACGGACUACAAUGUGGUACACGUUUUGAAUUCUUCAUUCUUGCCUUCAACGAUAUAGGAGAAAGUUUCCCUAGUAACACCAUUCAGGUGAAAACCAGGGGUGCAGCACCGUCUUCUCCUACUCAGCAUGCAUUUAUCAGUGUGAACGUGACGUCAGCUACUUUACACUUUAUGGAGUGGGAUAGUGGAGGCUGUCCAGUGUCCUAUUUUGUGAUCCAGUAUAAAGCAGAAGUUAGCAAGGACUGGAUAGUUGUCAGUGAACGGAUCUUUCCCCAAACGCUCACGUACAUAAUAGGUGGACUGACUCCAGCCACGUGGUACCAGCUACGUGUCGUCGCUCACAAUGACGCUGGCUCAACUAGAGCUGACUACAGCUAUGUUACUCUACCGUUAUCAAGUCAGACGUCGUCUACGGCGACAUCCAACUCCCUUCCUUUUUACACUAACCUCGCUAUCAUCAUCCCUGUGAUAGUUGCCUGUGUUAUUUUGGCUGUAGUUGUCGUCAUUGUAUGUAGUGUUACUCGUAGAAGACAAGGAAGAAGAGACACUAGAGGGAUGCAGAAAGAAUUCACCACGGAAUCCGUUCCCAUGUCUGAGGUCGAGAGUAAGCCUACAACAGACUGUGUUUACAGCAGACCUAAAAGUUGUCUCAACUACCCGUCCCCCUAUGCUUCUAACUGUGUUCCGUUCGACCAUCGUCAUAACUUGAGGAGUGAAGACAGCAGAAUCGAAAGGCACUCUACAGUUGACAGCAAAAGGAUUUAUGACGUUCCUUUUGCUAUGAGAGAGCCCGCCCACUCCAGUGGACUUGAUUACAGAGAGAGGAGAAAUAGCCCUGUACAUGAAACCAGCCGAGCACACUCGCAUGACAGCAACUCUAUGUACAGUUUCCCAGCAGGAAGGCCAAUUUCCCAGCCUAUGUUACGAAAUUACACGACCCACUUAUCUCAUUCCUGGUGUAACAGCGAUAUGGAUGACAACUUGACAGUUAACUUGCCCUACGAGAAGACGUCAUAUGCCACUAGGUGGCACGGAAGUUCUAAACAAGGUGCAGACAUUGCUCAGUUCUAUUGGAAUGGAUACACUAGCGAUCCGAAGGUCGAAGCUAGGUACUUCCACGCCCCCAGAAUACCUGACCUAGCGUUUGAUGAAGACGACGAUGAGACAGAAUUUGAUAGGGACCAAGUAUUAAACUCUUGCCCUGGAUUCUUGAAUAAGUGGGGAACGCCCUUCCACGUGGCCUUCAGUAGACAAGUUCUCCUUUACCCUAUUGAAACUGACAUCUGACCGAUAGAUUGCCAGGAUUCCAUGUGCUACUGUCCUUUAUAAUUCUCUAAUCAUCGCCGUAUUACUGGCGGAAUCCGCCAUGUCACGUGAUUCUGAUGAUAGAAUCAAACAUUGUAUUUGUUAACUUGUGAUGUUGUGUGGAGUUCAGAGAUAGGUGUAUAUUCAAGAAGGAAUACGUGUAACUUUGGGUGGUUUUUCACCACAAGUGUAAAUAUUUUCAAAGAAAAGCAAGGCAAUAUAUUACAUGUAGAGAACUAUACCAAAAAACUAGAAAACCAUAGUGUUGUUAAAUGUCCCAUGUGUGUUCAAAUAUUUAGUGACUAGAAACAGAAUAUGGAAAACGAUUAAAAAUUAAAAUCUUGAUAUUUAUGCUAUGAAGCAGAGCGUUAUCCAACGUUCUGUCUUAGCACAGACGAUGCCAUAUAUGUUAUUAUAAGCUAUUUAUCUUAUUGAUACUAUAAAUGUACAGAGGUUAACGUUAGUCUUGUAUAUUCUAGGUAGUAAAUACGAUAUAACCAGAUUGAUUCUGUACUAGCACAAAAUAUGUUACAGAAAUUAUUACAAUCCAUUUAUGUUAUUGAUGCUGAAGAUGUACAGAGGUUAACAUUAUUCAUGUAUAUUCUGGGCACUAGAGAUGCUAUGUUCUUGGUGUAUAUAAUGAUGUAAAGUUGUUAUGUAUUAUAGUUCUAUUUAUGAACGGUCAUGAAAAUGCUUAAUAAGUGUUAGUAGGACCACUGAUUAUUUCAACAGAUAUUGUUGCAUCUUUACGUGGUUGGUUGCCUUGUUCGUAACUUACUAGGCGUACAGACGUUUUCCAAUAUUUCAAGAUUUGUAAAGAAUCCAUUCUUAUAGUGUGUAAUAUGUUUUAUAAUUUCAUAUUGAUUGUUUAGAUUCUCUGAUAAAAUGAUGAAGUAUAACAUUUUUAAGGACUCGUGAUUUAUUUGUAAUGUAAAUUGUUAGUUGUCAAAAAUAAAAAUUAAUUUAAAAAAUUCGGCAGUUUCCAGACAAUACGUAAUACAAAGGUAGGGAAUUUUCAAUCUUAAAUAUAUAUUGUUUAUAGAUUCAGAAUUUUAAACAGCUUAUUAAUCAAUUCUGAAAUAAAACAACGAAACUUUUGUUCAUAUGGAGAUAUAAUUUCUAAUGAAGAUGUAGGUCCGUGUGGAUGUGCUACCAGAUUGUUUUCUUAAAAAAUACUAACA